This is a messenger RNA of Ceutorhynchus assimilis (cabbage seed weevil), 1989 nucleotides long. Lineage: Eukaryota; Metazoa; Arthropoda; Insecta; Coleoptera; Curculionidae. The record is from the annotation of a GenBank genome assembly.
AUGAUUGAUGAGGAGGAAGAAGUGGAAGAAGUUGAAGAAGCUGAACAGCUGGAACAACUUGGAGCUGAACCUGAACCUGAAGAGGUUGAACAGCUGGAACAACCCGGAGGGUGUAACGGAAGAUCUAGAUUUUUGUGUCCAAAAUAAAAGGAGUCCUCCAUAAUCAUUAAUAAUAAUAUAAAAGAUUCACACAAAAAUAUUUCUGAUUCCAACCCUGAAUAUUUGCGUGCCUAUUUCAUAAGUAAAGACAAUUCGCAACUUCCCGAUGACCUUAACGACGAAGCAAAAUGCAAGUUGCAAUCGGACACCUUAAUCGUUUUAACACCGACUCUUAUUACAAUAAAUAACAUUAAUUAUGUUUUUAUUCCAACGCAUGAACCUAAUACUAUUGCAGUCAACAAAAGUGCUGGUAUCCUGUACGAAUCUUUUGAUACAGUUCAUUUAGAAACUAGUUCAUGGAAGUUGAUUAAUUCUAUAGAUUUAGAAAAUUAUUAUGACCUCUACGAUAAUUUUAUUUUUAGUUAUAAAAAAAUGGUAGAACUUUGCGAUUUGAGAGAUUCUCAAAAGGAAUAUUUAAAACCUUGCAUUAUGGCAAAGAGCCUAUUUAAUCGGAUAAGUCGUGUUCUUCACCGUGUUCAAGAUAAUAACAGUAUAAUUGGAGAAAUUCUAAAUAGCCAGCAAUUUUUAAAUCGAACCAAACGAGGUUUAGUCAAUGCCGUAGGCAAUGUUGCAAAGGUUUUGUUUGGAACCUUAGAUGAAAAUGAUGCUAAACAUUUCAACGAAAUUCUCCAAAAACUGGAAACAAGUCAGAUAAAUAUGCAACACUUACUGUCAGAACAAACAAGUAUUUUUGAAAAUACCAUUCUAUCUCUCAACUCAUCAAAUCAAGCAAAUAAACAAAUUUUUGAAAAUUUAAACGGAAAAGUCAAUCAAAUUGAAACUUUCAUCAAUGAUCACAUAAAAGGUGUUAUUGAUAAUAUCACUUCAUAUGAAAAUUUUGCAUUACAGUUCUCUGAGUAUUUUUCUCUAUUCGAACUGGUCUCCGAACAGUUCCAGUUUUACCAAAGUGAUCUAUUAAACAUAAUUUUGUAUGCUCAAAAUGGUAUUUUACAUCCUUUAGUCCUAAGUCCAAAAAGGCUCAUAAACCAUUUAGUUAAGCAAAGCAUGUAUUUACCAAAAGGGUUAUCAUUUCCUGUACCUCUUUAUCAUCAUUAUUCUCAUGACCUGUAUAAAACAAUGCAUCCAAAUGUGUUUUACUCAAAUUAUAAAUUGUACUUUAUUUUAUACAUACCCCUUGUAAGUGAUAUUUCGUACAAUAUCGUUAAGAUGACAAGUUUACCUAUAAAAGUGAAUAAUGAUAAACAUUCUCAUAUAUUCUCAUUUAUUUCAUCAGAACACCAUUACUUAGUAAUAGAUAGUCUUAAGCGAAACUAUUUUUUUCUUGAUAACAAUGAUUUGAAAGAUUGUUCAAGAAUAGAUAAUAAGUACGUUUGUAAAGAAAAAUAUCCCUUGUUCCUUUUACCAAUACAUAAUGAUUGUGAGGCACUGUUGUACACUCAUCCUCAGAAAAUUCCUGAGUCUUGUGAAAAACGAGUUAGUGCCAUUCAUAAAACAAUUUUUAUCAAAAUUCUGAAAAUAAAUUCUUGGAUUUUUGUUAGUCCAAACGAUGAAACUCUCACAAUAAAGUGUCAAAAUUUUGAAGACUCUAUUCGUUUAAACAAUUCAGGCAUUUUAGAACUUGCACCGCACUGUAUCGCUUUUACAAGUUCUGUCACGCUAAAGCCAAUUGAUACCAAAGAAGCAAAUGAGUCAUUCAUAAACACAAUUUAUUUUCAAAAUCUUGACAUUAAAAAUGAAAUCAAUAAUCAAGAUCUUCGUUUCAGUUUCAUGGAAACUUUGUCCUUGAAUAAAAGUAUUUUAGUACUUCCUGAUCAAAAUGAAAAAUUAGCAAAAAUUAGUUAUUCCAUCGAUGUAUUAAAAGCAAAUUAA